CUCUUCGAACUUAGUAUCUGAAGAGACGAAUAGUCUAAAAUUGUUCUUUAAAGGGAUGUAAAUGUCAAUUUGAAGAAGAUGGCAGGGCUGAUAAAAAGAAACUACGCAGAAAGAAGGAAAGAGUGACAAAGUCCACGCUUGCCAUUUUUUUUUCAAUUCGAUCUCGCGACGCCUUGUUUUUCUUUCCCUUAAUGUCGGCAUCCAUGAUGAGCUAAUCCACCUCUCUCCUUAAUUAUUCCGCAAGAUAAGAAUCCCUUAGAAGGCAAGGAAAAACUUCUUCCCCAUCCCUCUCUGAGGCGUAAAGGUAAAGUUGCGAUGACUUCGGCUGCGGCGUGUGCGGAGCGAGCGACAAGCGACAAGUUGAUCGGCCCGGACUGGGCGAUCAAUUUGGAGUUAUGCGACAUUCUCAAUAUGGAUCCUGGGCAAACAAAGGAGGCAUUGAAAGUACUUAAAAAGCGUCUUGGAAGCAAAAGUCCAAAUGUUCAACUUCUGACACUUUCUGUGCUGGAGACUCUAAGUAAAAAUUGUGGAGACACUGUUCACCAACAAAUUGUUGAGAGGGAUAUUUUGCAUGAAAUGGUUAAAAUUGUAAAGAAAAAACCUGCUCUAAAUGUAAGAGAGAAGAUAUUAGUUUUGAUAGAUACCUGGCAGGAUGCUUUUGGAGAAUCAGGAGGACGACAUCCUCAAUAUCAUGCUGCAUACCAAGAACUUAGGGCUGCUGGAGUUGAGUUUCCACCCCGUAUAGAAAAUGUUGUUCCAUUGUUCACCCCUCCUCAGACACACCCUGUAACACAUCAACCAUCAGCAUAUGAAACCGCUUUAGAAGCUUCACUUCAGUCAGAAAUUUCUUCUCUCAGCUUGCAAGACAUUCAGAAUGCUCGAGGAAUAGCAGAUGUGUUAUCUGAGAUGCUUAAUGCAUUGGAUCCCAAAAACCAAGAGGGCAUAAAGCAAGAAGCUAUCGUUGACCUUGUUGAGCAAUGCAAUUCUUAUAAAAAGCGUGUCAUGGUUCUUGCGAAUAAUACUGGAGAUGAAGAACUUCUUUGUCAAGGUCUGACACUUAAUGAUGAGCUUGAGCGUGUACUUCAACGACAUGAUGAUAUCAUCAAGGGAACUUUUCCUAGUGGUGUACCUCCAGUUGCUUCAUCUCUGCCUUUUAUUAAUGUAAAUCAUGAGGAUGAUGAGCUGGAGGAUGAUUUCUCCCUGCAGUUGUCUCUCAGGGGUCCAAGGUACAAUGCUACUGGGAAUGGUAGUUCCAAACCACCAAGCACUCUUCUCCACCCACCUCCUCCAAUAGGCAAGGAGGACUAUCUGAGUGGUGAUGCUUACAGAUCAGAACAAUCAUUUGGUGCUCCUGUUAACCCACCGCUGCAACCUACUUCACCUCUGCUCAAAUCUUCCGAUCCAGCACCAUUUCUGGAGUCUUCUCGCAUGCCCAGAUAUGAUGAGCCUGUUCAAGCAGAGAGAUCCACUGUCGAACUACCGAAGGCUCCUUGGGAAUCCCAGACUCUUGGUCCCCUGCCACCCUCAGUACUGGAUUAUAGCCAAAGAGAGCAGGGUUUUGACCCCCCUCAGAAGCAUGGCUCAUCAGGUGGGGUGCCGAUGACACAUUAUCAGAAUCCCUCUUUUACUCCCGAUACUUCAAGUUUGGAUCCACAUCAUAACCAACGAAGCUUUAGAAGCCAGGACGUGGCACCGACAACCAGUCAAACCAAGCCUGAGGAUGCUCUCUUCAAAGACUUGGUCGACUUUGCAAAGGCCAAAUCGUCUUCAUCACCCAAGGCACCCAACACUCUAGGAACCCGUUGAUCAGUUUUAGGUGUGAAGGUCGUCCAUUUCAUUGUGUUUUGUCUUAUUAGCUAGCCUUAGUGCAAUUAAAGGGAUAUUUAUCAGUUUGGUUUUGUUCAAGUCGUUUGUUCUGUGGUGUAUAUGAAUGAAGUGAGUUGCAUUGUUCUUUCGUAAUCUGACUUCAAAUGCUUUACAGAUUUGUGCUAGUGAUAGUCAUUUCUGUAUUACCACGUAGCAGCUCAAUAAAGUGACUUUCUUCUUCUUUUUCUCA
Molecule: messenger RNA, 2056 nt
Organism: Zingiber officinale
Lineage: Eukaryota; Viridiplantae; Streptophyta; Magnoliopsida; Zingiberales; Zingiberaceae
Product: TOM1-like protein 3
Exons: 10
Coding region: 316-1806 (496 amino acids)
Biological process (GO): protein transport to vacuole involved in ubiquitin-dependent protein catabolic process via the multivesicular body sorting pathway
Molecular function (GO): phosphatidylinositol binding; ubiquitin binding
Source: RefSeq, a predicted model, not a curated record